Molecule: messenger RNA, 976 nt
Organism: Stegodyphus dumicola
Lineage: Eukaryota; Metazoa; Arthropoda; Arachnida; Araneae; Eresidae
Product: LIM/homeobox protein Lhx5-like
Biological process (GO): regulation of transcription by RNA polymerase II; neuron differentiation
Cellular component (GO): nucleus
Molecular function (GO): RNA polymerase II transcription regulatory region sequence-specific DNA binding; zinc ion binding; DNA-binding transcription factor activity, RNA polymerase II-specific
Source: RefSeq, a predicted model, not a curated record
AUGUCGAUGGUUCGUCUAUGUGGAUUCUACGCAGAGUCCAUCCUAUGCCUACGUCAGUUCUACGCCGUGGCACUGCUAUGUGAUGUGGAUGGUAUGCUGAUGUCAACUCUAUGCAAGGUCUGUCCUAUGCCUAUGUCGAUUUUUAGCCAUGUCGAUGCUAUGUGGUGUCGAUGGCAGAAAUUGGUGGACAUAACUGUUAGAGGUGGCAGUUCCUAUGCUGAUGGGACGAAUUUCGAAUUCCUUUUAAAUCAUGGUAAACGUUGCGUCUACAUGGAAAAGGGGCGCUCUCACUUCGGUUUGUUGGUGGCAUGGAAUGGUGUUUUAGCAGCCAGUUCGCCAUCAGACGGCAAUGAUUUAGACGACUUGGGUGACGGUUUGGGUGCCGAUGCUGAUGGUCAGCUUAGUGAAAGGGACUCCAGCGUCGAAAGGGAUGGCGGUGGUCACAAUAGCCUCAAUGGGGGCACUUCUACUGUCAGUAGUCCUACUGGGCCACCGCUACAUAUGCAUACGACGCCGGGAAGUGUUGGGGGCCCUGCAAGUGGACCUAACCCAGCUUCUGCGGGCCCAAACGGGAACAACAGCAGUAGCGAAACCACGAAUUCGUCCACUUCGGCGGCACAGAACGACGAGAAUACUCCGGGGACUAAACGUAGAGGACCUCGCACCACCAUAAAAGCCAAGCAACUUGAAACCCUUAAAGCUGCCUUCGCAGCUACACCAAAGCCAACAAGGCAUAUAAGGGAACAGCUUGCGCAGGAGACGGGUCUCAAUAUGAGGGUUAUCCAGGUUUGGUUCCAAAAUCGAAGGUCAAAAGAAAGGCGGAUGAAGCAGCUGAGCACGCUGGGCGCCAGAAGACAUUUCUUUCGCAGUCCCAGGAGAGCGAUGAGGCCUCUUAGGCCCGGCAUGUCACCCGACGGUUUGGACGACAGCCCAGACAUGGUCUCGGGACCUAAUUCGGGUUAUGCCUAUUUUUCAG